AUGAAGGUGAGGAACGUGGUGAGCUGGUCGACGCUGAUAUCUAGCUAUGGUGUCCAUGGCAUGGGAAAAGAAGCAUUGAGGAUUUAUGAUGAGAUGGUGUCCAGAGGGGUGAAGCCAAACUGCAUCACGUUCAUCUCGAUCCUGUCAAGUUGCAGCCACUCAGGGCUUGUGAAUGAUGGCCGGAGGAUCUUUGAGUCGAUGAGCAAGGUUCACGAUGUAGAGCCCACUGCUGACCACUAUGCAUGUAUGGUUGACCUCUUGGGGCGUGCUGGAGCCAUUGAAGAAGCUGUUGGAAUCAUAAGGAAGAUGCCUAUGGAGCCUGGUGCCAGUCUGUGGGGAGCGUUGCUCUCUGCUUGCGCUAUCCAUAAUAAUGUCGAUGUUGGAGAGGUUGCGGCUUAUAAGUUAUUUGAGUUAGAAGAAAGCAAUGCUAGCAACUAUGUUACUCUCUGUGGCAUAUAUGAUGCAAUUGGUCGGUCUGAUAGUGUUGCAGGCAUAAGGUCAAGGAUGAGAGAACUUGGCAUGGUGAAGACACCUGGUUGCAGUUGGGUUCAUGUGAAGGGAAGAGCCCAUGCCUUCUACCAGGGGUGCAUACCACGGUACUUGAGGAGACAGAUGCUAUGGGUUUUAGGUCAUUUACUUGAGGAUAUGGCUGCUUCAGAAUAUGAAGAUGAAUAUCUGAGCAUGUGCUAUGAGAUAAUUGGGUACUGA
Miscanthus lutarioriparius is the source of this 708-nucleotide messenger RNA. The record is from the annotation of a GenBank genome assembly. NCBI's taxonomy places the organism in Eukaryota, Viridiplantae, Streptophyta, Magnoliopsida, Poales, Poaceae.